CUUAGGUCUGUGCGGUCAAACCCAAUGUGGGACACUACUAAGGCUGGGUAACAGUAUAGCAAAGUGACGCUGACUCUGUUUCAGGUGUGUCUGUGUCACAAGUGGGAGGGCAGAGACACAACACACCUCACACCACAUCCUGAACCGUCGCAGCCCCUCAUCAGUGGUUUAGCUUAGCAGGCUACUUAAUUGCACAGCUAUGUUUGCUAUUACGACCACUCUCAUCAGAAGCACCCGGACUGUCCAGUGCGCACGGCUGCUCCAUUGCUCCACAGUCGCUAAAAUGCCGAUUCAGGUUGGUGAACAUCUGCCAGCAGUGGAGGUCCAGGAGGGAGAGCCAGGAAAUAAAGUGGCCAUGGAUCAGCUUUUCAAGGGGAAGAAAGGUGUUCUCUUUGCUGUGCCUGGAGCUUUUACUCCCGGCUGUUCUAAGACUCAUCUCCCAGGUUUUGUGCAGCAGGCGGAGGAGUUGAAGACUAAAGGUGUAGAGGAGCUUGCCUGCAUUUCUGUCAAUGAUGCGUUUGUCAUGGCUAGCUGGGGAAAGGAUCAAGGAGCAGAUGGAAAGGUCAGAAUGCUGGCUGAUCCCACUGGAGCAUUUACAAAGGCAGUUGACUUGUUACUUGACAGUGAUCAGGUCGAGCAGGUACUUGGGAACAAGCGAUCCAAAAGAUAUUCUAUGCUUGUGGAGGACGGUGUUGUGAAGAAGAUCAAUGUGGAGCCUGAUGGCACUGGGCUGACCUGCAGUCUGGUUUCUAAUGUUUUGUCUGACCUGUAGGUUUGUGAAGGCUCAUUCAAACCUAAAUGGCUUGCGUUAAGUUGCACUAACUGAGCUCAUCUUCAACCUGUUCAACUUUCCUUUUCUCCCAAAGACGGAUGCAAAUGUCAUAUGUAUGCUAGUAUCAACUGAGAGCUGGAGAGUAAUAAUACGCACAACUCUAUUAUGAAUAGCAAUCCAAGUAUGGUGCACCCUCUGUAUACUGUUAUUUGUGAUAGCAGAAUAAGUAUUUAAUAAAAUUCACCCUGAAAGCAAGAAACACUGUUUGCCUAUAA
Molecule: messenger RNA, 1047 nt
Organism: Sphaeramia orbicularis (orbiculate cardinalfish)
Lineage: Eukaryota; Metazoa; Chordata; Actinopteri; Kurtiformes; Apogonidae
Gene: prdx5
Product: peroxiredoxin 5
Exons: 6
Coding region: 200-772 (190 amino acids)
Biological process (GO): hydrogen peroxide catabolic process; cellular response to oxidative stress; cell redox homeostasis
Cellular component (GO): mitochondrion; cytoplasm; peroxisome
Molecular function (GO): thioredoxin peroxidase activity
Source: RefSeq, a predicted model, not a curated record